Molecule: messenger RNA, 3688 nt
Organism: Paramecium sonneborni
Lineage: Eukaryota; Ciliophora; Oligohymenophorea; Peniculida; Parameciidae
Source: the annotation of a GenBank genome assembly
AUGGGAGUACCGAAUUUCUAUUCUUGGUUAUCUAAAAGAUAUCCAAUGUGCAAAUACCCUUUUACUAAACAUCAUGGACAUCAAAUAGAUUUUUUAUAUCUUGAUAUGAAUUAAGUCAUUUACAAGUGUGCAACUAAUUAAACAAUUUUAAAAGAUUAUAUGAUUGAAAAGAGUAUUGAAGCUCUUUGGACAUCCAUAUUAAAUUAUAUUGAUGCAAUUAUUGAUUUGGUGGAUCCUAAAUUAGUAAUUUAUUUAACAUUUGAUGGUGUUGCUCCAAGAGCCAAAGCUAAUUAAUAAAGAUAACGUAGAUUUGCAUCUUCUAAAGGUGAUGCUAAAAUUAAAUUAUUACUUAAACAAUUAGAUUUAGAAUAAUAAAAUAAAACAUUUAAAAAUAAUUAGAUUACUGCUGGAACAGAAUUUAUGUAUGAAUUAAAUGAAUAGAUUAAAUUUUUUAUACAUCGUAAAUUUAAAGAGGAUCAAAAAUAUAAUAAUUUAUAAGUCAUUUUUUCAGGAAGUGAUGUUCCUGGAGAAGGAGAACAUAAAAUACUUGAAUUUAUGAGAGCAAUUAAAAACUAAAAAGAUUUUAACCCUAAUUGGACUCAUUGUAUUUAUAGUUCUGAUGCAGAUUUGAUUAUGCUUGGAUUAGGAAUACAUUUCAAAUAUAUAUCAAUCAUAAGAGAAUAAUGUAAUAUGGAUUAAAUUAAAACUUAAAUUGCUUGUAAAAGAAGUUUUGAAUAAGUUAAAUUUGAAUUGAUUAAUCUAUAAAUUGUUAAAGAAUAUAUGGAUUUAGAAUAUUAAAAAAUUUAAAUGAAGAUACCCUUUAACAUUGAUAGAGUUAUAGAUGAUUUUCUUUUACUUUUUUUUUUAAUUGGUAAUGAUUUCUUACCUCGUGUUUAUUGUUUUGAUAUUAAAUAAGGCACAGUAGAAUUAAUAAUUGAUACAUUUAAACAAUUCUUAGAAUAAUGUGAUGAUUAUGUUACAGAUAAUGGAUGGAUCAAUUGGAAAUCUAUGCCCUUAUUAAUAUAAUUAUUAUCUGCAUUUGAAAUUAAAGCAAUCGAAAAAAGAUUGGAAGAAUUGAAAAAAUAAAUAAAAGAUACAGAUCAUCCAGAAUAUUUAGAUUACAAACUUUAAUGGGAAGAUGAAUUAAAAAUACUAGAUGCUUUAAACAUAUAAUUUUCUAAUAAUAAUUCUGUUGUAGCUCGAAAAUUAUUUUAUGAAAAUAAAUGUAAAAUAGAUAUAGAUACUGAAGAUGGUAAAAAAGAGUUAAAUAAGAUAAUUGAAAAAUACUUAGAAGGAUUUUAAUUUGUUUUGAGUUAUUACUAUCAUGGGGUUCCUUCAUGGGAAUGGUAUUAUUGUUAUUAUUAUUCUCCAAUGUGUUUUGAUAUAUGUGCAUAUUUAAGUAAUAAGUAAAUAUAAAAAAUGUAAAUUAUAUAUAUUAAUAAAAAUUAGAUAAUUUGGUUAGAGUAAACCAUAUGAUCCAUAUUAAUAAUUAUUAUUGAUUUUACCUCCACAUAAUGCUUCUUUAUUACCUGCUCCAUUUCGAAUACUUUAUGAUAUACAAUCUCCUUUGAGAACUCCCAUAGAUUAUUAUCCAAAUGAAUAUGAAGUAGAUCCAUUUGGAGCAAUAUGGGAACAUUAAUUUAUAUGCAAAGUUCCUUUUAUGAACUCAGAUCUUUUAGUUUAGGAGUACUAAAAAAUUGAUUAAAGUUAAUUGAAUGAAUUAGAAAAAAAAAGAAGUACUUUUGGUAAUGCUUAUUUAUUUGUUUAAACUGAAAAUAAAAUCACCCCAGUAUAAUCUAAAUUACCAUAAAUAUUUAAAGAUAAAAAGUAUAGAACUCAAUAAAUUUAAUUAAAUGGAAAUAUUCUUCAAGCUUCUGAAAUUGUAAUAUCAAGAAUUAAUUUUUUAAAUUAAAAAGAAUAGUUGGAUAAUAAUUUACCUAAAUUACCAUCUCUAUUUGUUUUGAAAAUUAAUAAAUCAUAAUUAUCAAAUAGAAAAGAUAAACACAAAAAUCAAAAAACAUUAAAAAUUGAAUUAGCAUAAAAAAAUAUAGAAUUUUUAAAUAAAAUAGAAGAAGCUAGUGAUUUAACAUUAAGAUAUAAUUGUUAUUGUGGAUAUCCAUAAAAUUAUUAUGGAGAAUUAGCUCUAGUUAUGAGUAAAACAUCAUUCAUAUUUUUGAAAAAUUAUUAAUUGAAAAAUAUAGAUCUACUUUAAGAAUUUAGAGAUGAUAAUCUAAAUGAAGUAAAAGAUGAUAUAUAUGAUUUAUUAAAAUCUACUCUUUAAACAAGAUUAGAAAAUUAGGGAAUAUAUUUAGAAUAAAUAAAUGCAAUUGCAGUAGUUUAUUUUUAUAAAGAAAUGAUUAGAAAUUCAGAUAGAACAUUUGGUUAUAAUAUGUUAAAAGUAAGAGAAGAAGUAAUGCCAUUAGAAUGGAUAUCUAAUUAGAAAAUAGUAAAUUUGAUGGAUUAUUAAUUAUUAAAUUAAGGUGAUAUAAUAAAUUAAAAAGUUAUUGUUGGAAAUGAUGAUAAAAGUUCAAUAAGUGGUUCGAUUGGUUAUGUUUAGAAAAAGGAUAAUGAAGAUUAAUAUAUUAUAAAGAUUUUUAGAUAACCAAGUAGAGUAAUCGAUUAUGAUAAAAUUAAAAAUUAAAAAUAUUUUGAUGUAAAUUUAGUUGCAGAAAAAUUAAAUUUAUCUCAAGAAAUAAUUCAUUAUCUUUUAGGAUAAAUAAGAAUUUAUAUUGGUGAUAAGAAAAAAUAAACAGAUUUAAUCGUUUAAUCAAUUGAUAUAGGAUUUAAUGCAGUGCAUAAAGGAAAAAAUUAAUUGGUACCUGAGCUUUUAAGAAUACAUGAGGCUUAAUUUGAUUCAGAAGGAUAUGAAAAGUUUAAACAAUUUGAGAAAGCGGAAAUAUCUGAAAUCUUAUUUAAGGAUAUGGAAGAAUAUGUUAAAAGAUUGCCAGAAUUAAUAAAUUUUUUAAAAUCAAUAGUAUAUUUAUUUGAAUAUUAUUUAAGGGCAAAGAAAAACUGAGAUCUCUACAAUAAAUAAAAAUAACAGAUAUUUUUAAAGAUGAUGUUUAGAAUGGUAUUAAUGUAAUUUUAAAACUUUAUACAUGGCUUAUUACACUUCCUACAUCAUAAUAUAAUUUAUGCAAUGUUGCUUCAUCAACUUAUUCAAGUUAAACAAUAAAAGCUUUAGAGGAAUUAAAAUAGUCUGAAAAAGUUUAAAAGACAUUAUCUAGUCAUAAAUUUUGGUUAUUAAAUUUAGAAAAGUAUUAUGUGCCACCUUUAAUGACAGAUCAUCCUAAAAUUCAUUAAUUGGGAGAUAGAGUAGUAGCAUUAAAUGUAUAAUAUUGAUUAAUAUUAUUAAUAGAAUAAUUAUUCAAAUUUUGGGGCUUAUGGUAUAGUAGUUGGAAUAAUUGAUAUUGGUGAAAUAAUGGUUGAAAUAGUUUGGGAUAAACCACGUUUUGGUUAAACUGAUUUAGGUGGAAGAUGUUCUCCUUUAAGAGGAUCAGUCGUACACUUUUUAGAUGUUUUUAAUAUUACAUAAUAAUGGCAUGAAUAAUUAAAUACAUAUAGUGGUGGAGCAAAAGCUCAUUAAGUAUAAGGUUGGACUUAUAAGUAAAAAGUAUUCGUUCCUUCUUAUGAUAAACCAGAGAAUAAGAAAAAGAAAUAUAAACCAAAAAAAGUUUAGACUUAAUGA